Drosophila kikkawai is the source of this 3458-nucleotide messenger RNA. It is a transcript of the gene PolD1, whose product is annotated as DNA polymerase delta. Gene Ontology annotation, biological process: nucleotide-excision repair, DNA gap filling; DNA replication proofreading; DNA-templated DNA replication. NCBI's taxonomy places the organism in Eukaryota, Metazoa, Arthropoda, Insecta, Diptera, Drosophilidae. The record is from RefSeq and is a predicted model, not a curated record. Gene Ontology annotation, cellular component: delta DNA polymerase complex. Gene Ontology annotation, molecular function: DNA-directed DNA polymerase activity; DNA binding; 3'-5'-DNA exonuclease activity.
CGAUAUUAUCGAUACUGCCCUCAAUGUUUCCUUCCAGCUCUAUUUCGCGCCUUAUUUUUAGCAUUCCCACAUUUAAGUUUAUAUUUACUGUUACAAUUAAAAAUAGGCUUUAACAAUGGACGCCAAGCGCAAGUUUAAUGGCGGCUCCAAUGGCCAGGCCAAGAAAUUCAGGAACCCCGAUGAGGACGAGGAAAUGGGCUUCGAGGCAGAGCUGGCUGCCUUUGAGAACUCGGAGGAGCUUGACCAGACCUUGCUGCUGGGCGACGGACCUGAGAACCAGCAGACGAGCGAACGUUGGUCCCGCCCAGCGCCGCCAAAACUAGAUCCGGCUCGGGACAACCUGCAGUUCCAGCAGCUCGAUGUGGAGAACUAUUUGGGUCAGCCAUUGCCAGGAAUGCCGGGAGCGCAGCUGGGACCUGUGCCCGUAGUCCGCAUGUUCGGUGUCACCAUGGAGGGCAACUCGGUGUGCUGCCAUGUCCACGGCUUCUGCCCGUACUUCUACAUAGAGGCACCGAAGCAGUUCGAAGAGCGCCACUGCGAAAUGUUUCAGAAGGCGCUGGACCAGAAGGUCAUAGCCGACAUACGCAACAACAAGGAUAAUGUCCAGGAGGCAGUCCUCAUGGUUGAACUGGUAGAAAAGUUAAAUAUCCAUGGCUACAAUGGCGACAAAAAACAGAAGUACAUCAAAAUCUCAGUGACGCUGCCGCGUUUCGUGGCCGCCGCAUCGCGUCUGCUCAAGAAGGAAGUAAUAAUGGCGGAGAUCGACUUCCAGGACUGUCGUGCCUUCGAGAACAACAUCGAUUUCGACAUCCGCUUCAUGGUGGACACGGGCGUGGUGGGCUGCAACUGGAUAGAACUGCCCAUGGGACACUGGCGGAUGCGGAGUGGCCACAGCAAGCCGCUGCCCGAGUCGCGCUGCCAGAUCGAGGUGGAUGUGGCCUUUGACCGGUUCAUCUCGCACGAACCGGAGGGCGAGUGGUCCAAAGUUGCGCCCUUCCGCAUCCUCUCCUUCGAUAUCGAGUGCGCCGGUCGCAAGGGCAUCUUUCCGGAGGCCAAAAUGGAUCCGGUCAUUCAGAUUGCCAACAUGGUGAUCCGGCAGGGCGAGCGUGAACCCUUCAUCAGGAAUGUGUUCACCCUUAACGAGUGUGCGCCCAUCAUUGGCAGCCAGGUGCUGUGCCACGACAAGGAGACCCAGAUGCUGGACAAGUGGUCGGCCUUCGUGCGGGAGGUGGAUCCGGACAUUCUCACGGGCUACAAUAUCAACAACUUUGACAUUCCCUAUCUGAUCAAUCGAGCGGCGCACCUGAAGGUGAAGAACUUCGAGUACUUGGGCAGGAUCAAGAACAUUCGGUCGGUGAUCAAGGAGCAGGUGCUGCAGUCCAAGCAGAUGGGUCGCCGUGAGAACCAGUACGUGAACUUCGAGGGCCGGGUUCCCUUCGAUCUCCUGUUUGUUCUGCUGCGCGACUACAAACUCCGCUCGUACACCCUCAACGCUGUGAGCUACCACUUUCUGCAGGAGCAAAAGGAGGAUGUGCACCACAGCAUCAUCACGGAUCUGCAGAACGGAGACGAGCAGACGCGCCGUCGCCUGGCCAUGUAUUGCCUGAAGGACGCAUACCUGCCGCUGAGGCUGCUCGAGAAGCUGAUGGCCAUUGUGAACUACAUGGAAAUGGCCAGGGUGACGGGUGUGCCGCUGGAGUCGCUGCUCACCCGAGGCCAGCAGAUCAAGGUCCUUAGUCAGUUGCUGCGCAAGGCCAAGACCAAAGGCUUUAUUAUGCCUUCGUACACCUCGCAGGGAUCGGACGAGCAGUACGAGGGCGCCACUGUAAUUGAACCGAAGAGGGGCUACUAUGCAGAUCCCAUUUCCACGCUGGAUUUCGCCUCUCUGUACCCGAGUAUCAUGAUGGCCCACAAUCUGUGCUAUACCACUUUGAUCCUGGGUGGGACCCGGGAGAAGCUCAGGCAGCAGGAGGACCUGCAGGACGAUCAGGUAGAGUGCACGCCGGCCAACAAUUACUUUGUGAAGUCCGAAGUGCGUCGAGGACUGCUCCCCGAGAUUCUGGAGUCCCUUCUGGCCGCCAGGAAGCGCGCCAAAAACGACCUCAAGGUGGAAACGGAUCCGUUCAAACGGAAGGUACUGGACGGUAGGCAGCUGGCCCUGAAGAUCUCGGCCAAUUCCGUUUACGGCUUCACCGGCGCCCAGGUGGGAAAGCUACCUUGCCUGGAGAUCUCUGGCAGCGUUACUGCCUACGGACGCACCAUGAUUGAAAUGACCAAAAACGAGGUAGAGACUCACUACACCCAGGCCAAUGGCUACGAGAAUAACGCAGUGGUCAUCUACGGCGACACGGACUCUGUUAUGGUUAACUUUGGAGUGAAGACCCUGGAACGCAGCAUGGAGCUGGGCAGGGAGGCUGCGGAGUUGGUCAGCUCCAAGUUUGUACACCCCAUCAAGCUGGAGUUUGAGAAGGUGUAUUAUCCGUACCUCUUGAUCAACAAGAAGCGCUACGCCGGACUGUACUUUACCCGGCCAGAGACCUAUGACAAAAUGGACUGCAAGGGCAUUGAGACGGUGAGGCGAGACAACUCGCCGCUGGUGGCCAACCUGAUGAACUCCUGCCUGCAGAAGCUUCUCAUCGAACGGGAUCCGGAUGGCGCCGUGGCCUAUGCCAAGCAGGUGAUAGCCGAUCUUCUCUGUAACCGCAUCGAUAUCUCGCACCUGGUCAUCACCAAGGAGCUGGCCAAGACCGACUAUGCAGCCAAGCAGGCGCACGUGGAGCUCGCUGCCAAGAUGAAGAAACGGGAUCCCGGCACGGCGCCCAAGCUCGGGGAUCGCGUUCCAUAUGUGAUCUGUGCGGCAGCUAAGAAUACGCCGGCUUAUGCCAAGGCGGAGGAUCCGUUAUACGUGCUAGAGAACAGCGUUCCCAUCGAUGCCACUUACUACUUGGAGCAGCAGCUGGCCAAACCGCUGUUGAGGAUUUUUGAGCCAAUUUUGGGGGAGAAAGCCGAGUCUAUAUUGCUCAAGGGAGAGCACACACGGACCCGUACUGUUGUGACCUCCAAAGUUGGCGGACUGGCCGGGUUUAUGACCAAGAAAACCUCCUGUCUGGGCUGCAAGUCCCUAAUGCCCAAGGGCUACGAGCAGGCCUGCCUCUGUCCGCACUGCGAGCCCCGGAUGAGCGAGCUCUACCAGAAGGAGGUGGGCGCGAAGCGGGAGCUGGAGGAGACCUUUUCUCGCCUCUGGACUGAAUGUCAGCGCUGCCAGGAGUCCCUACACGAGGAGGUGAUCUGCUCCAAUCGCGAUUGCCCUAUUUUCUACAUGCGGCAGAAGGUGCGCAUGGAUCUGGACACGCAGGAGAAACGUGUGCAGAGGUUUGGCCUGGCGGAGUGGUGAUUCAAUGCAUGGAAUUACUGAAUUGUUUAAUCCUAUAAUUUAAUAAUUAUAUUACUAGAAGUUA